This is a messenger RNA of Scutellospora calospora, 2031 nucleotides long. The record is from the annotation of a GenBank genome assembly. NCBI's taxonomy places the organism in Eukaryota, Fungi, Glomeromycota, Glomeromycetes, Diversisporales, Gigasporaceae.
AUGACAUUGAACCAAACAAACCCAGAUAUUCGUAAUCUUUUAAAAAAUACAAUUAGCGAAAAAAUUUCUAUUCAAAUUGAUAACAGAACACCUGUAACUUACGAACUUAACAAAGAGUUAACACUUAAAGAUGUGAGAGAACAACUGACAAACUCUGGAGAACAAACUCGCAUUUAUGAAUAUAUGAACUUCAUUGGCCCGUAUGGAAUGAUUUUACGAAUUAAGGAAAGCGAGGAAUUAUUAAAAGAAAAUUUACAUGAUGGUUAUAUUUUAAAAAUUGAAAAAUCAAUUUGUCCUAACAUUAAUGAAACUACACAAAGAUGUAACUUAAAUUACGGAAUAAAAAUGACGGAGGAUGGGCCUGAAAAUGUAGAUGAAAUGGCAUUUAAAUUUUCUCAAGAUAUUACUAAAAGCGUUGAGAUGAGGAAAUUAAAUUAUGCUGAAUAUAAUAAAUAUGAAGGAACGUGUGAAAACAAGCACGAAAAUUUCUUGCGCAAAAAUUUAGUGGCAGAUGCAGAAAUGUCGAUAGCAAUACCAUCAAAUUUAUUCGUUAGUUUUACAAUUUCGCAUGAACGCCAUAACAAUGAUGUCAAUAACAUGGAAUUUUCUUCGGAAUAUAAAACAAUAUUAUUACCAAAGUACGAGAUAGAAAUUGAUAUUAAGGAAGUCGAACCAACUGAAACAUUUAUACAUGCAGUGAAUUCUGCAUUGGAAAACGUUAAUCCUGUAAAUGAACUCAAGAGGAUAUGUGAGAAAUUUGGAGAAUACAUUGCUAGUAAAGUUAAAAUCGGUGGAAGAAUGAAUAAAAUUGUAUAUCAUAAUGCUUCAAGCACAACACGGCAGAUUUCAACAAAACGGCAUGCGGGUAUAAAUUUUAAGUCAGAACUUAUUGGUAGUGUUAAAGGUAGUCAUAAUAAUGAAAAUAGCCAAAAAGAAUCUUUAUCAACAUCAAAUAUUAGAACUCAUCGUCGUGUUUAUGGAGGAAACACAAAUAUAUUUGAUGAAGACAAUAUAACGUUAUGGCAAGAUUCUUUAAAUGAUUAUACAACCUGGCAAGUUAUUGAAUAUAUUGAUCUAAUUCCAAUAUUCGAUGUUUUAACACCAACACUUCGUCAAAAAGUUCUUGAAACAAUGGGACAAAAACUUCUUUAUAGUAAAAUCGAUUCAGUUGAUGGAAUUGUUAUGUCAUCGUCUAAAUUUUCAUAUGAGCACCAAUUAAAAAUACCACUCAAUCUAAAAAUAAAUCUAAAAGAAAGCAAAAUUUUUGCAUCUGUUAUGAAUAAAGACAAGAGGGCGGAAGUAUUUUCUACUCGUAUUGUCGUAUAUACAUUAAAUAAUUCUGCUAGCGUAGUUCUUCAUUGGAUCCAUAAAACAUCUAGGAGACACAAAGAUAAGGUUUUUAAUUUGCAAAUCGCCUGGGUUAUUGUUGGCCAAACAAUAGAUUUCAAAUAUGACAAUUGCAAUUUUCACAUUAUCAACAGCAUUGAAGAGUUUGCUCCAAAUAGUACAAAUAAUAACCACCAAAUUAGUAUCUGCGAUGAAUUUGAAAAAAGUCAUAGUAUUUUGGCAACAUGCACACAACUAGCACCACAGCAAGAUAUAAUUCAUCCAAAAGCUUCAACAUUGGUGACAGGUGUUCAUUUUUGUUGUGUUGAGUCUCAAUUAAAAGCCUGUUUUUUUAUGUACGACCUUGUAACGGAAGCAUUGCAUAGAACAAAUUUUGAGGGAAAAUUAAAUAAUCUUUUUAUUCAUUGCAGUAUUAUUUCGAUCGCUCAAAAGAAUUAUUUAAAACUGAACCGCGAACGAAAUUUUAUGAAUUUUAUUAACAACAAUUCUACGAUUCUUUAUAAUGCAAGUCCACUAUGGACGUGCAGCGAGCCAACAUUCGUUAGCCUUUUUCAUGAAACUUGUCCAGGCUGUAUUGCAGGAUUUGUGAACCUUGCUCCUAACUAUUUAAUCUUUAAUUCUCCAAGUAACAUCCGUGAUGAUCCUCAGAUUUCUUAUUUUUGUGCACCUCUCUUCCCAAUAUAA